This is a messenger RNA of Chrysochloris asiatica (Cape golden mole), 1047 nucleotides long. RefSeq names its product cyclin-dependent kinase-like 4 (gene CDKL4). Bases 1 to 948 code for a protein of 315 amino acids. Gene Ontology annotation, biological process: protein phosphorylation. The record is from RefSeq and is a predicted model, not a curated record. NCBI's taxonomy places the organism in Eukaryota, Metazoa, Chordata, Mammalia, Afrosoricida, Chrysochloridae. Gene Ontology annotation, cellular component: nucleus. The transcript is spliced from 8 exons. Gene Ontology annotation, molecular function: ATP binding; cyclin-dependent protein serine/threonine kinase activity.
AUGGAAAAGUAUGAAAAAUUGGCUAAGAUUGGAGAAGGAUCUUAUGGGGUUGUAUUCAAAUGCAGAAACAAAACCUCUGGACAAGUAGUAGCUAUUAAAAAAUUUGUGGAAUCUGAAGAUGAUCCUGUUGUUAAGAAAAUAGCACUAAGGGAAAUACGUCUGUUGAAGCAAUUAAAACAUCCAAACCUUGUGAACCUCAUUGAGGUGUUCAGGAGAAAAAGGAAAAUGCAUUUGGUUUUUGAAUACUGUGAUCAUACACUUUUAAAUGAGCUGGAAAGAAAUCCAAAUGGAGUUGCUGAUGGAGUGAUCAAAAGUGUAUUAUGGCAAACACUUCAGGCUCUUAAUUUCUGUCAUAAACAUAACUGUAUUCACAGAGAUGUGAAACCUGAAAAUAUUCUCAUAACUAAGCAAGGAAUAACCAAGAUCUGUGACUUUGGAUUUGCACGAAUUCUGAUUCCAGGAGAUGCCUACACGGAUUAUGUUGCUACAAGAUGGUACCGAGCUCCUGAACUUCUUGUGGGAGAUACUCAGUAUGGUUCUUCGGUCGACGUGUGGGCUAUCGGUUGUGUUUUUGCAGAGCUCCUGACAGGCCAGCCUCUCUGGCCUGGAAAAUCAGAUGUGGACCAACUUUAUCUGAUCAUCAGAACACUAGGAAAACUAAUUCCAAGACAUCAAUCGAUCUUUAAAAGCAACCAGUUUUUUCACGGCAUCAGUAUUCCUGAACCAGAAGACAUGGAAACGCUUGAGGAAAAGUUCUUAGGUAUUCAUCCCGUGGCUUUGAAUUUCAUGAAGGGCUGUCUAAAGAUGAAUCCAGAUGACCGAUUAACCUGUGUCCAACUCCUGGAGAGCCCCUACCUUGAUUCUUUUCGAGAAGACCAAAUGAAACGAAAAGCCCGCAACGAGGGAAGAAACAGAAGACGUCAGCAGGUACAUCUGUUCGAAAGUUAAAGUUCCAUAAAAUGAUCCUUUUAUUCCCCACUCUUUCCCAUGUUUCCCUUUCAAAGUGAGGUGAGGUAGACACCACGACCGUACCAUUGUAUUAGUUUA